AUGAACUAUUUUUCUUUAAUCACUUACUUCAUAUUUUUAAUAACAUACUUACCUAGUAUAGAAGUAUAUGCUUAGUCGGUAGCCACUUUGCCUAUGCCCACUAAUUAUAAAGCUUUGAGCUCAGCAUUUCUGAAUUCAAAUAAUAUAUUGAUUUGUGCAAAAACUCCUUAAGCUGCAGGAACAAAUGGCGAUUUCUUAUACAGUAAAUACUAAAAUAUUAAUCAAAAUCUGUCAACCUUUUAAUAAUAAAUUCAAAAAAAAGUUUAUGAUCUCUCUCAGAAGAAAUCACAGUACUUCCCUUUAAGCUGCUUAUUUGUUGGUCAAUUAUCAGAUGCAACCUUCUUUUUAGCUGACCAAACAACAUAUAAAUUUUAUUCUUUUAGCAGCAACUAAGUUUCUUUAAUCACAUCUUAUAAAAUAUCUUCAAACCAAGGUGGAAUCGCUUUCUAUAAAAACUUAAACGAUGAAUAAAUCUAUUUAUCUUUUAAUGAUGGCAGCGCAUACUUUGGAAGGGCAAAUAAUCUUUAUGAAUUGAGAUAUUGUGAUCAAACACCUGUAUCAGACAUUGCAUUUGUAAUAUUAGCCUUUAUUGAAUGA
This is a messenger RNA of Tetrahymena thermophila SB210, 597 nucleotides long. RefSeq names its product transmembrane protein, putative. NCBI's taxonomy places the organism in Eukaryota, Ciliophora, Oligohymenophorea, Hymenostomatida, Tetrahymenidae. The transcript has 5 exons. The record is from RefSeq and is a predicted model, not a curated record.